AUUUCUUUCAGUUCAGUUGUCUAGUGGAUCUUGUACAAUUAAGUGGCUGAUUGGAUUGUCGACUAGUUUCAGCAAAAUUAAAAUUACUCCAACACAUUUUUAUUUUUCUAAAGCAAAAUCAUCUUCUUCAACUAUGGCCCAAAGCAGACGAUACUCACGGUUUUAUUCGUGGUCUGUCAUUUUGGCUGUCGUAUUUUCUGUGGCAACAACACAAGAGACAUUUUCUCAGAGAAGAGCAAAAUAUUUGGAGGAGAAGAGGAGAAUAGAAGCCGAAAAAAGAUGGGCAGAGGAAGACAGACUUGGGAUUCCAACAACGACUACCACAACUACGACGACUACGACACCUAAACCUUACCACGAACUGACACCAUAUGAAAAACUUGAUGUUGCCAAUCGGAACAUUGCCAAAGGAGAUGAGGCUGAAUUCAUGGCUAAACUCAGUCAGCAUAUGAAUUGGGAACAGUUUCUGACUCCUAUUCCCAUUAGUCUGGGAGUCCUCGGCAGUCUAAUGAUGUCAGCUACGCAAACCAACGAUUUCACCAUCAACGACCACAAGCCCGUUGGAGGUUUUCAGUACAUGCGACAUCCGACCAGUUUUCGCCAAUCUCUAAUGCAAAUCGGUCACGAAAGUUACAAGGCCUUCCUGGUAGCACACGGCAAUAUGAACAAGAUUCGACUGUCGACACUCACUGUUCCCUCCUACAUGAACGAAGCUACUCGAAUUUUAGCAACUGGUAACUUUACAGUCAUUCAAUCCCGUCUUCAUCGACCAUUACGAGUUGUGAGAACUGCCAUUAACGACAGUUUAAACUGGUCAUUGAAAGUGGCCAACCAAUUCGAGUACUUGUCCAAUCUGACGGAUGAGGUCCAUUUGGCGGCUGUUAGUUCCAAAAGCGCUAAAGAAGGUACCAAGUUGAGUGUGGUCGAAGAACAGUCCCUUAAAAAGCUGACGAGCGAUAGUGUCCAACAGCAUCUAAAUCAAAUUGAAAAGCAGUUAAAGGACAACCUAAAGAAGAGUGAUCGAGCUCAUGAAGACUUAUUGCAAGCCUGGCUUUCCAAACCGACAGCAUUUGAACGCUUGGGCAUGGACAUUGGACAAUUUUUUCUUAACGAUGUUUUGGGCGGAUUAUUUGGUCUGUUUUCCUCAGGUAAAAAUUCUUGGAACAAACCGCCGACCAAUGAAGAAAAUAAUUCGGCUUCCGCGAGCAAUUCCUCCUACAACGAUCCUUGCAUUCCCAUACAUAGUAAACUGGUAUUUGAACUUGACGCAACUGGCCAAACAAUAUCUACCAACUAUCCGACGUUAGAAUACAUCAGUUCAUCCAAGGGUCGUUACAACGCCACCACACACUCAGAUUACUUUGGUGCCGCUUUGAAAAACGUAACCAACUGUCAGCCUAUCAUCGAUGCCAUCGGCACCGGACAGAAAUAUGUUGAAAGUAUGCACAAGCUGGCACAUAAAACCCCAACUCCUCUUCCGAAAACAAGUUUAAAAAGCGAUCAGGAAACAGCCCUGAGUUCCUUUGAAGAAGAGAGGGAAAAAGAAUUUUCUCGCAUCAAGAAACUAGAAAAGAGUUUCAUCAGUCAAUGUCUCCAGUUGAAAGAAAUGGCUCAGAAGGUACCUACAACCAACAUAUCUCCCAUUGUGGCCUCAGAAAUUCCCAACGAGUCGCGAGCAAGUCGCCAAGCAAUGGCCAUGGCCAAUUAUAAAAUCAAACUGCACACGAAAUCGCUCGAGGAGCUGAGAAACAAUUUGGAUAAAAAUUGGAAAUUGGCAAUAAAUAAAACAGAAGAAUUGGUCCGAAUUUUACAAGAGAUGUCCGUUUUGAAAACAGAAGAGAUUCAAUUCGAGAAGGCCAUUAAAAUGCUCCACAUGGGGCUGACUCAAUUGAGUGAAUUAAAGGAAAAUUGGUCUAAUUUGGUUCGUUUCUUUGUUAGCAUAUCCUCGGUCAUCGAGUCGAUUGGCAACAAACAUCUAGAGGACUUCAGCAAAGAUAUUGAAACGACUAGCCAAUCGGUGAGAAAUAUCCACAAAAUGUGCGUCAUCAACGGUAUUCACGUAAAAGCGACCAGGGCCAAUCAAGCUACCGCCCUAGUUCACGGAAUGGCUGACACUUAUUUCAAGAUAUCCACCAAAUAUUUGAUGCCUAAUGUUCAUAAGUUGGACCGACUUAUGGGACUGAAGCCUGACAAGAUACCUUACGAACGCCAGUUGCUGGUGCAAUCAUGUGAGCGUGAUUCAGCUGAAAUCGGACACCUGAUUGUCGAUGGAAGACUUCAACUAGUCGAGCAGGUAGCAGCUAGAGUCCGCCAGGUCAAGAAUGAAUACAAAUUUCUGGACGAUCUGAGGGAGAGAGCAAAAGAAAAAGAACGAACGAAGAUAGCUGAAGAAAAAAAAAAUCUUGUUCUGAUUGGACAAUUACCGGAAGAAGAAUUACAAGCUGAAGUGGAGAAAGAAGUUAAAACUACUAUUGAAAAGGAUAUCUUUUUGAGUCAAGAUCCUAUUGAAGAAGAAGAAUUUUAAUUUCACCGCGCAAUAUUUCCGCGUUGUUGCCCCCAUUUAAUUAGUAAAUCUUUACUUUGAAUAUUAGAUGUACUUUUAAAAGACACUGCCAAAAAAUAAUAAUAAAUACUUAU
Molecule: messenger RNA, 2637 nt
Organism: Daphnia pulicaria
Lineage: Eukaryota; Metazoa; Arthropoda; Branchiopoda; Diplostraca; Daphniidae
Exons: 4
Coding region: 134-2524 (796 amino acids)
Source: RefSeq, a predicted model, not a curated record